Drosophila yakuba is the source of this 2550-nucleotide messenger RNA. RefSeq names its product kinesin-like protein KIF3A (gene Klp64D). The transcript has a single exon. Gene Ontology annotation, molecular function: microtubule motor activity; ATP binding; microtubule binding. Lineage: Eukaryota; Metazoa; Arthropoda; Insecta; Diptera; Drosophilidae. Gene Ontology annotation, biological process: microtubule-based movement. Bases 167 to 2200 code for a protein of 677 amino acids. The record is from RefSeq and is a predicted model, not a curated record.
CCACCCGUUAAUCAUUCGCCAAACAAAAAAAAACCUAGCAACGCAUAAACAAAUGCGAGAAAAAACCCCCUUUAUUGAUUUCCACUAAGUGCGGUCAGCGCAAUAAGUGGUCAAUAGCUCUCACCAGACAAGGAAUAACACCGAGGAUCCCAGGACGCAGAUCGACAUGCCGCAGGAGGAGGCAAAUGCGGGCACAACGGCCCAACUCGAUGACGAAAUCGAGAAUGUGCGUGUGGUGGUGCGAACGCGACCCAUGGACAAAAAUGAGUUGUCCAUGGGAGCGCUAAGUGCGAUUUCGGUGGAUAAGAUCAACCGGGCCAUUACGGUGAUGAAGCCGAAUGCCACCGCCAAUGAGCCGCCAAAGACGUACUACUUUGACAACGUAUUCGAUGGGGGCUCCAAUCAAAUGGAUCUCUAUGUGGACACCGCCCGUCCGAUUGUGGACAAGGUGCUGGAGGGCUAUAAUGGCACCAUCUUGGCCUAUGGGCAAACGGGCACCGGCAAGACGUACACCAUGUCGGGGAAUCCGGAUUCGCCGCAAACAAAGGGUAUCAUUCCGAAUGCAUUUGCGCACAUCUUUGGGCACAUUGCUAAGGCAAAGGAGAACCAGAAGUUCCUGGUGCGCGUCAGCUACAUGGAGAUCUAUAACGAAGAGGUGCGUGACCUGCUGGGCAAGGAUGUGGGCAAGAGUCUGGAGGUGAAGGAGCGACCAGACAUCGGUGUCUUUGUUAAGGAUCUCAGUGGCUAUGUGGUGCACAACGCCGAUGAUCUGGAGAACAUAAUGCGAUUGGGUAACAAGAAUCGUGCCGUGGGUGCCACCAAAAUGAACCAGGAGAGCUCCCGUUCCCAUGCCAUUUUCUCCAUUACUGUGGAGAGAAGUGAGCUGGGUGAAGGUGAUGUGCAGCACGUGAGAAUGGGCAAGCUACAGCUGGUGGAUCUCGCCGGCUCCGAAAGGCAGUCGAAGACCCAGGCCAGUGGACAGAGACUGAAGGAGGCCACCAAGAUCAAUCUUUCGCUUUCGGUGCUGGGAAAUGUGAUCAGUGCUCUGGUGGAUGGAAAGAGCACACACAUACCGUAUAGGAACUCCAAGCUAACUCGACUUCUGCAGGACUCUCUGGGUGGAAACUCCAAGACCGUGAUGUGUGCCACCAUUAGUCCAGCGGAUAGCAACUAUAUGGAAACUAUAUCCACCCUACGCUAUGCUAGUCGUGCUAAGAAUAUCCAGAAUCGCAUGCACAUCAAUGAGGAACCCAAAGAUGCUUUGCUGCGCCACUUUCAGGAGGAGAUUGCCCGACUGCGAAAGCAACUGGAGGAGGGCGACAGCCUGGAGGAGGAGCCACCGAGCUCCGAGGAGGAGGAGGAUACAGCAGAUGACGAGCUUGAGGCUCCACUAGAGAUCGAAAUGGAAUCCUCAACGGUCCAGGCUGUGGAGAAAAAGCCAAAGAAGAAGCGCGAGAAAACCGAUGCCGAAAAAGAGGAACUAGCCAAGCGCAAAAAUGAGCAUCAGAAGGAAAUCGAGCAUGCGAAGACGGAGCAGGAAACACUUCGCAAUAAACUAGUCUCGCUGGAAGGCAAAAUUCUCGUUGGCGGGGAGAAUCUUUUGGAGAAAGCCCAGACGCAAGAGCUGCUGCUAGAGCAAUCAAUAGCGGAACUGGAACAACAUGAGAAAUCCGAGGAGGCGCUCAAGCAAACACUACAGCAAAAGGCCACCGAAAGGAUUGACAUUGAGGAGCGUUAUUCCACGCUUCAAGAUGCCAGCACUGGCAUUACCAAGAAGAUACACCGCGUAAUGCAGAUGCUAAUGGGCGUGAAGUCGGAGCUGGCAGAUCAGCAGCAGGAACACCAGCGCGAAAAGGAGGGCAUCUACGAGAAUAUCCGAAGCCUAUCCAGGGAACUGGCCUUAUGCGAGCUGGUAUUAAAUUCCUACGUGCCCAAGGAGUACCAAUCGAUGAUUAAUCAGUAUACGCAUUGGAACGAGGACAUCGGGGAAUGGCAGCUGAAAUGUGUGGCCUAUACGGGUAACAACAUGAGGAAGCACAUCUCGGCCCACAAGACGAGUGGCAAGGAACCAGAUUUCCUCGAUCUCUCGCAUGUUUAUCUCAGCUACAACACCGAUGGGGUGUCCAAUCCAAUGCGCUCGAAAUCCGCCAGGCCACGAACCUCGGGUGUGCCCAGACCCACAACUGCCAGGCGAUAUUGAAGCGAGUUUUGGAAGGACAAUCGACUGCUGCACGUACUCAGCGGUCUGCGCGUCCAGUUUUGGUUUCUGCUCCUGCUAAUCCUGAUUUUCUACAGCCUCAGAUUCAUUUGCUCAGCGAAUUUCCGUUGUGUUAGACCUUAGUUUUUGUUGAUUUAUUGCUUAGGACAUACUUUUUAGGUUGAACAACGGUGCAAUAUAUAUUUACAACUGUGUUUGUAAUUUUAAUUUUUAACUUAUACUUAUUUUAUAAUAUUUACAACUAAGUAGUAACAAGAUUUUACCCGAAUAGGCACAAAUAUGAUACUAAUGAUGUGCCCUUGGCUUUUAAAUAAAAAUAUUAUACUCACAUA